Molecule: messenger RNA, 657 nt
Organism: Pediculus humanus corporis (human body louse)
Lineage: Eukaryota; Metazoa; Arthropoda; Insecta; Psocodea; Pediculidae
Product: GTPase_rho, putative
Exons: 4
Coding region: 1-657 (218 amino acids)
Biological process (GO): small GTPase-mediated signal transduction
Molecular function (GO): GTPase activity; GTP binding
Source: RefSeq, a predicted model, not a curated record
AUGACUCGUAAAAAGUCUGGAUUCGAUUUCGAUAAGAAAGAACCGCAAAAAAACAAAUCGCAAAAUGGGACAAACGUUGUUAAAAAUUCAACAAACACAAAUUCUAAAAUUCGUCCGAUGAAAAUCACGGCCGUCGGUGAUGGAAUGGUCGGUAAAACAUGCAUGUUGAUCUCGUACACGACAAAAACAUUUCCCACGGAAUACGUGCCAACAGUAUUUGAUAACUACGCUGAUAACAUCACCGUAGACGAUCAAACUUUUAACAUGAUUAUAUGGGAUACCGCAGGCCAAGAAGAUUACGAAAGACUGAGACCUUUAUCGUAUCCAAACACCGAUUGUUUUCUACUUUGUUUUUCGGUUGUUAGUAGAUCCUCGUAUCAGAACAUUUAUAGCAAAUGGACUCCAGAAAUCAGGCAUUUGUGCCCUCACGUUCCCAUCGUUUUAGUCGGAACGAAAACGGAUAUAAGAAAUGAAAAAGACUCAGAGCACAUAUCUCAUUCGGAGGGUAAAAAAAUGAAAAAUAAAAUCAAAGCGUUUGCUUACAUGGAAUGUUCGGCUAAACUCAUGGAAGGUUUGGAUGAUAUUUUUCUGACGGCCAUUCGUGCGGUUAUUAAAAAACCGCAAACAAAAUCGCAAAGAAACUGCGUCAUACUAUAA